UGCUGACAGCGAAUCGGACGUUCAGGUAACAUCAGAGAGAACGGUGAGCAUCCAAGUAGUACACUGACCAUAUCCUAGUUUCAAGGAACGUCCAGUGGCAACUUCUCUCGCACUGGUCGGUCUUCAGGAAGCGCUAGCCAUUUGUUCCCAAUAGAUAACGAUAAUGAUGGAGGAAUUUACGACGAUCAUUUGAGCGGACGAAUGUCGCGGCCUCCUUCACCGGACCAUCGUAUGGUCACUAGUUAUGAGAGUCCACUACGGAGUGUCGAGACAGAUAGUCUCCACGGAAGCUGGGUCAACGACUCAGGUUAUGCUGACACGGAUAUUGCUGACACGGGAAAGCUUCGUGGAUCCGUGCCUACUCACGAUCUCCAAGACCAGCAACGAUUUCCCUUACCUCCGUCAAACAGUUUUCCGUUUUCUUCCCCUCCUAAUUCUCAAGGAACAGAGGAAUACAUUCUCGACAUGGACACGUCACCACCCUCAUCGCAGAAUUCCCUUUCACAAUUGCAUGGUGGAUGGAGUUCCAACCACGAACAUUUCUUGCAACGAUCGCCAUCCUCCUCCACUUCUCCGAUUGGUUUCCCUGCACCCAUCGUUACGCACGAUUCUCCUGAGUCGCUCGGAUGGGAUAGCUCCAUCAAGUGCAGCAGUCCUAUAUCACAGUCUCUUUGCCACACAAGUGAUGUUAAGCCAUUUUCAGCAUCAUCCUUCGAAACACAAUACGCUCCUACAACUCCUCAGAAGGCUCGGAGGGUGUUCCACGCUACCCAAACUUCGGAAGCGAUUGCGAAACCCUUCACUGAGAUAUUCAACACGGAACAUCGUCGACCUGUUCAGACCUCAUAUCCUGCCACUCGAACGAAACAUGUGAAAUCACACUCUUUCAAUUCGUCGCAGGGAUUUUCUUCUUUUGGCGACUCGGAUAUACAUGACCCUGGAUUGCCUUUGGACAUCCUAAACGAUCCGGACCCAUGGACAACUAUCGGGAAGAUUCUAAAUCUUGAGACCGUAGAGCACCACGACAAUGAUGACAUCACUUUUACUUGCGGUCGGGAGGGUGUCGGCUAUGUCAGGCAUCGUUUGGAUGGAUCAGCAUAUAUAUGGAACACACCACGUAAUUCGACGAUAAGCCUGCGAUCGGUCAAGUUAGAAAGCGAAGAUCAACCCAAGGCUAGGGUAAACGAUGAGGAAGAAGAGCACUCGGGGGAAACCACCGACCAUUGUCGCCAUCAUUCUCAACAUUCUGAAGGUUCCAAAUCGGAAGAAAAACCUUCGCCUGAUUACUCCAACCUUGCCACAGACAUGAAAUUCGCAAACGAGACACGUUGUACGUUGACAGUGGCAGAGUCGGAGAUGCAAAUGGAGCCACCUUGCGUCCCUACCGCACUCCCACAUCGAGUCUCACCCGAGGAUGUACAAUUCAGUGGAAUAGAUAACGAUGAUCUGUAUGGGGGGCCUUGUUUGUUUGGGGACUCAGACGAGGAAAAUGAAUAGUUUUCGACGGAAGAUUUUGCACUAGCCUAAACUACCGGCAAUGACCGAACAGGUAUAAUCACGAGUCACCUGAUUUGACGCGUCUUCCAAGUUUAUAUUCUAG
Suillus plorans is the source of this 1600-nucleotide messenger RNA. RefSeq lists its product as uncharacterized. NCBI's taxonomy places the organism in Eukaryota, Fungi, Basidiomycota, Agaricomycetes, Boletales, Suillaceae. The record is from RefSeq and is a predicted model, not a curated record. The transcript has a single exon. Bases 202 to 1497 code for a protein of 431 amino acids.